AGGGGAGCGCGUAAUCCGAGCGGCCUACGCGCCGGCCCCUCUCGAAGGGGGGGGGGGGGAGACAUUGAACUCCUUUCUUUCGAGUUCCUACGCCACACAGGUUUUUCUGUAUGUGUAUCUUUUACAUAGGUGGACCGGACCAGUGAGGGAAGCAUUGUGAGUAUCCCUGUGCCGAUGCGCCGGGGUUCCUCAGAGAACAACCUGGACUUGGACCUGAGUGAUGGAGGUCCUGGUUCCAGCAGUCCUGGUCCUGGACUAGGCCUUGAGAUCCAGCGGAGCAGAUCCUGCCUGGACAGCCUCCAGCAAAAGAUCCUGAAGGUGACGGAGCAGCUGAAGAUCGAGCAGACAGUGCGGGACGAGAAUGUGGCAGAGUACCUGAAGCUGGUGAACAGUGCCGAUAAACAGCAGGUGGGGCGCAUCAAGCAGGUGUUUGAGAAGAAGAACCAGAAGUCAUCACAGAACAUCGCACAGAUGCAGAAAAAGCUGGAGCAGUACCAUCGCAAGAUGAAGGACAGUGAAAGCUUUCUGAGUCCCUCCUCUUCCUCCUCCUCCUCUACCCCCGCUGCUCGAUCUUCCUCCGUCAAACGUAGCACCAUACCAAGGGAGUCACCCAAGCAGCUGCUGCGAGAUGUGACGGGCAGUGGUAGACACCCGACCCUGGACAAGAUCAAGACCAUUGGGCCAGGAGUCUCGCUGUCCCCUCCCUUCUUCUUCAGCAAGCCCCGGGAGUUUGCCAAUCUCAUCAGGAACAAAUUCGGCAGCGCGGACAACAUUGCCCACCUCAAGACCUCCCUGGACACCCCACCGCCAUUUCCCGCUGAAGGUGCUGUAAAGGGGCUGAGCAGCAGCACCACCAUGGUGGCCAAGCCCAAGUACCCCAGCGAUGAUGAGUGCUCCUCAGGGAGUGCCUCCAUAUCAGCAGACAGUAACGGGAACCUGCUGGGGGUGGGAGGGUCAUUGGAUCAUGCCCAUGAUUUAGGCCAUAAUCAGGGGCAAGAGAGAGGGGGAGACAGCCAGAGCAGACUGGCCCUGACCCUGGAGGCGGUGAGGGAGAUUAGGGAGGCACAAAGCCAGCUGGAGGAGGAUGUGGAAGAGCUCAGGGCCCAGGUUAAGAGAGACUAUGACAUCAUCCACCAGACGCUGCAAGAGGAGAGAUACAGGUAUGAACGCCUGGAAGACCAAUUCAAUGACCUGACGGAGCUUCACCAGCAUGAGACAGCCAACCUGAAGCAGGAGUUGGCCAGUAUUGAGGAGAGGGUGGCCUACCAGGCUUGCGAGAGGGCGAGAGACAUGCAGGAAGCCCUGGAGUCAUGCCAGACAAGGGUCUCCAAGCUGGAGCUCCAGCAGCAGCAGCAGCAGCAGACGGUCCAGCUAGAGAGCCGGGAUGCCAGAGUCCUGCUGGGAAAGAGCAUCAACAUCAUGCUGGCCAUUGUCACUGUCAUCCUGGUGUGCGUCUCCACUGCUGCCAAGUUUGCCGCGCCGCUGAUGAGGAGCCGACACCACGUGGUGGCCACCUUCCUGGGCAUCUGCUUCUUGGCCAUCUUCUGGAAGAAUUGGGACCGUUUACAGUGUGCCAUGGACAGGAUGAUCAUGCCGGCGUGAUGGAGCGGUCGCCAUGACUGGAACGCGGUUGUAGCAUGCAUGCUGUCAAUUGCCAGGGGAGAGAGGGGCUGUCUUUGAGAGGAUUGGUUGUACAAUCACCAGAAGACACGAUCACCUCACCUCACAUGCACAGUGGUCAUGAGAAAAAAACACUGGGCUGAAAUGAAACUCAGAUUAUGAUUCCCGUUGCCUUGAUCAUGGAGUUGUGUCGUUAACACACGUGUUCUAACACUUUUUAAAAAAAAAUAUUCAUGUCAAAAGUAUAUGUUGAUUAUUUUUUUUUUCCUGCACACAGAUCCCCAUAAUUUGGUCUGUUGGACAUAAUCACUGGUCAUUUCAAGAAGUAAAUUGGUGGGUUUGAAAAGAUACUUUGUGCACUUUUAAUGCUGACAAUGAAUCAGUGACAUUUUAAUAGUAUAGUAACACAUAGGUGAUCCACAUCUGCAUCGCCAUCUUAGCAGGCAGAGUCAUUGUUUCUCCGCAGUUUUUGUAAGAACCUCCCAGCUGGGAUACUGGACAGAAUACCGACAUGCUGUUUUGGUAAUGACAGCGUUCAGCCCAACUUAAAAUAUCCGUCAAAUUUACACAAGCACCCACAUGCACGCCUAAAACGCAGCACAACCUUUAAGCUUGGAAACUGCAGAAGGGCGGCAGGUUGACGUCACAUGUAUCUGAAGAACACAGAAAACUAGAGCAUGGGGAAGAGGGGGGGAACAUUUUGUUUUGUUAUUUCACAAAGGAUCUGAACUCCUUAAUGCCUUGUCUGUCCAAUGCGGUCAUCUCUGUUUACUCUGUUUAUUAUCUUUUUUUUCUAUUAAAGUGCAAUAUAUUUGAUUUUUAGGACCACUACUUUUAAGAUGUUUCUUUGAGGGGAGAAUGCUUUGUGUCGAUGUUUGGAGGAGUGACGGGGUGUUUCCGGGGGGCAGGAGGAGGAGGAGGAGUGUCUUUUAUGCAGGCGUGAGAGAUCCAUAACCAGUGAGACGGAUGUCGGGCCAUGAUAAGACCAGCUGUGUGCUCGCUCAAGGGCCAAAAAUCAGUGGAAUUGCAUUAUUAGUCUGUUGGCUCUAUAAUGUCUGAACAAGUCACUCCUUAAAGCAGACGGUGUGCACACACAUACACACACACCGAAAUGAAUGGAGCCCUUUUCUUGACUCUUUUUAAGUACAAGUCUUUUUUUUUUUUACGGUUCAGUCUGUUACUAAUAAUGUGAAUGAGAGGCAAAGGGUUACAUUGUGAUAGGAAGGUUUGUUUUUCCUGAAGAAAAAAAUAAAUAUUACUGACGCGUAAUUAUCCUCGAGUCCUAUGAACAUUGUCUAUAUGGCUCUCCUGUGAUCCUUUUGGGUUGUGUUUAAAUGUUUGCCCGCACUGUACUGUUAUUUAUGUUGACAUUUGCUGUGGUCUCUCUACUGAGCCAUUCGACACGGUUUAUUUGUUCCUGGUUUGAUAUAUCAGAAGACAUCCACACAGAACUACGGGUGUUGUUUACAUAUUCAUUCAUCUCCAUUGGAAAAGAAAAAACGUGAUCAAUUUGUUCUACUAUCAUGCAUUAUGUGCCUUUUGUCUGUUUUAUGAGUAUUCUGUUUAAAUUAA
This is a messenger RNA of Lampris incognitus (smalleye Pacific opah), 3192 nucleotides long. RefSeq names its product transmembrane and coiled-coil domain protein 3-like. Lineage: Eukaryota; Metazoa; Chordata; Actinopteri; Lampriformes; Lampridae. Bases 175 to 1602 code for a protein of 475 amino acids. The transcript is spliced from 4 exons. Gene Ontology annotation, cellular component: endomembrane system. The record is from RefSeq and is a predicted model, not a curated record.